Messenger RNA from Misgurnus anguillicaudatus (oriental weatherfish), 1469 nucleotides. Lineage: Eukaryota; Metazoa; Chordata; Actinopteri; Cypriniformes; Cobitidae. The record is from RefSeq and is a predicted model, not a curated record.
AUGGUUGUGCAUACAUGCACUCGAGAAAGCGGUAGCGAUUAUCCUUCGUCGGAGUAUGAGCAAGGUAGCGGUUAUUCUUCGGUUGAGGAUUGGCAAGAUACAACAAAUAUAACGGGAACCAUAAUCCCCCUCUAUUUCAUCCCAUAUGAUGCUGUGGUCUUCCUCAAAGGCCUGCUGGUCACACGUGUCAUGCCCUCUUUCCAGAUCCUCCUCUUCCUCAUUAGUUUGCCACUAAAUGCAUUGGCUCUGGUGACGUUCACCUGUAAGAUUAAAGAAAAGAAACCGGCUGUGAUCUACAUGUCAAACCUGGCGUGUGUGGAUCUGCUCUUUACCCUCCUGCUUCCUCUGAAUAUCCACUAUCAUCUGAAUGGAUCUGAUUGGGUGUUUGGUGAGGUGACGUGUCGUGUGCUAAACACUGCUUUCUGCAGCUACAUGUACUGCUCCAUACUGCUGAUGAUGUGCAUGAGUGUGGACAGACUGCUGGCUGUGGUUUUCCCCAUCGCCUCUCUGACCUGGAGGACAACGAGGAAUUCUGCUUACGUUUGUGCGCUGGUCUGGUUGCUGGCACUCGCUGGUACAGUGCCACUUCUCCUAAUAACACAAACAUUAAACAUCAAGUAUUUGGGCAUCACCUGCUACGAUGCAUUUCGUCACGACGCCUCAGCAGAUCAGAUGUACAUGAACCUGUUCUCCGUUCUGUCCUGUCUUUACUUCUUUCUGCCGCUGGUCAUCACUUUGGUGUGUUACUCUACUAUUAUAUAUGCACUUAGUGUCAAAUCUGGUCGCUUAGCAACAUCAUCAUCAACCUCAAAUAAACGAAGAAGAGCCGUGAUUAUGACUAUUGCCACAGUGAUAGAGUUUGUUUUCUGUUUUGCACCAGCUAAUAUAAUCCUGUCAUACCACUGUGUUGUUUUUGUCAAAGGAAAGGCCAUCGGGGAGGGAAGCGCAGCAUAUAAGGCUUACAUGUUAGCUGUGUGUGCAAGGAACUCAAGUGUUUUUCUGGAUCCUCUGCUGUACCACUUUGGAUCGUCUCAGUGCUGACAACAGAUCAGAUCUGUGUUUAGGUGGAAGAAAACAAAAAGAGCUACAAUGAUAUCAAACACUCCUGAGCUGUGCAUACAAACAUAAUUGUGUUAAUGUGUGAAGUGCUGAUUAAACACAUAUAGUUUGCAUUAUAUUCACAACUGGAAGUUUGACUUCUUUUAAUAUAUGCCAUGUAAUCCUCAUUGUAAUGAAUGCUUUCUGGCUUCACAUUAACAUAAGUAUGUAAGAGUUAUAGAAGUUAAAAACACAGCAAUUGUAUUAUGUUGUGUGUGUAACCUGUAAAACAAGGUCUAUAAAUAUUAUGCUCAAUGUCAGAAACAUUCAAAUUGUUUUUUUUUUUUUAAGUUUUAUUCUUUAAAAUCAAAUACAUGACAUAUAUCACAAAAUGUAAUUGUUGUUGGUCUACUUUAAGAAACAUUAAAAAA